AUGGGUUGUGGCUCCAGCAGAAAAGUAGUCCCGGAGCCGCCAGAGCUGGCCCAGGUCAAGCAGGAGGGUCAAGGCAGAGGCAGCGCCGUAGGCAACGGGCCGGGAUCCGCAGAGAUAGCAGAGGCGGCUCGGGGAAUGCAAGUGGUCCGCUUCCGAGCCAAGUUCGACCCCCGGGUCCUCUCCAGGUAUGACAUCAAGGCCCUUAUUGGGAGAGGCAAUUUCAGUAAGGUUGUCAGAGUGGAGCAGAAAGCCACCAAGAAGCCUUUUGCAAUAAAGGUGAUGGAAACCAGAAUGAGGGAAGGCAGAGAAGCGUGUGAAGCGGAGCUCCGCGUCCUGAGGCGUGUUAGCCACUGCUACAUUGUCCAGCUCGUGGAGGUCUUCGAGGCCCAGGACUGCGUCUACAUGGUAAUUGAGCUGGCAACAGGAGGAGAACUAUUUGAUCGACUCAUUGCUCAGAGAUCCUUUACAGAGAAGGAUGCUGUCAGAAUCCUCCGGAUGGUUGCUGAUGGGAUUAGGUAUUUGCACACUUUGCGAAUAACUCAUAGGGACCUAAAGCCUGAAAAUCUCUUAUACUACCAUCCAGGUGCAGAGUCAAAAAUUUUAAUCACAGAUUUUGGGUUGGCAAAUUCUGGGAACAAAAGUGGUGACUGGACAAUGAGAACACUCUGUGGGACACCAGAAUACAUAGCCCCUGAGGUUUUGCUGAGGAAACCUUACACCAGUGCAGUGGACAUGUGGGCUCUUGGUGUAAUCACGUUUGUUUUACUUAGUGGAUUCCUGCCUUUUGAUGAUGAAAGCCACGCACGGCUUUAUAGGAAGAUUGUGAGAGGCAAAUAUAAUUAUACAGGAGAGCCUUGGCCAAGUGUUUCACACUUGGCGAAGGACUUUAUAGACAAGCUACUUAUUUUGGACGCUAGUCAUCGCAUGUCAGCUGGCCAAGCCUUGGAUCAUCCUUGGGUGGUCAACAUGGCGGCAGGGUCUUCCAUGAAGAAUCUUCAGAGAGCUAUUUCACGGAACCUCAGGCGGAAGGUCUCUCCCCACUCUCAGAGUCCUGGAUCUGCACAGUCUUCUAAGUCAUGUUAUUCUCACAAAUCAAGGCGCAUGUGGAGCAAGAGAAACUUAGGAGUAGAAGAAUCACCACUUUCUGAAUUUCUGUGA
Molecule: messenger RNA, 1158 nt
Organism: Orycteropus afer afer
Lineage: Eukaryota; Metazoa; Chordata; Mammalia; Tubulidentata; Orycteropodidae
Gene: PSKH2
Product: protein serine kinase H2
Exons: 3
Coding region: 1-1158 (385 amino acids)
Biological process (GO): protein phosphorylation
Molecular function (GO): protein kinase activity; ATP binding
Source: RefSeq, a predicted model, not a curated record